AUGUCGAAAUUUCUGAAAAUUCACGAUGACGCGUUGACUCCGAUGUAUAUUCAUAAGCAGGCGAUGAGAUAUAUGCUUGAAGAGUGUCGUGGAGAUCUGAGUGCUUUCAACAAGUACCCUCAGGGCAGCUCGAAGGGAAAAGAAGAGUAUAUUUUGAAGGCGUUGAUGGAUAGAGCUGGAAAUAAUCUCAGAAUGUACGGAACCGCCCGUGAGUUCGCCGAGAAUCUGGAAGUCUAUGGAAAUUUCACAGGGAGUCAUGUGUUCUUCAAUGCAAUUGAUGAGCCGUAUCAGACGUCUCCAAUCAUCUACCGCAGUCUCAAAAACGAGGAAUACAUCUACAAAUCGGAUCUCCUCGUCAUUCUCCACAACAUCAUUAAUCAAAUCAAUCCGAAUUUUCCGUUCGAAGCGAUGUCCAUUAUCGCUUUUUCGCUGAAAUCCUUGGAAGAGAAAGUCACUGAUAACAUGGAAUUCGUGCGAUUCGAUGAGAAAUUUUUCGAUGAAAUCGAGAAAGAAUUGAGAGAAGAGAUCGAUAAGAACACUAUGAGACGUCCAGAAACUGACAAUUUGAUGAAGGAAAUGUCUGGAAUGACAUUCGAGAAAUGUCUCGAAAAAGUGAAAUCGGUGGCUCCAGAAGAGACGUGGCGGGAUCAGGGUCAGAUGAGAGAUCGUCGUAUCCGAACGGUUUUCACCACUACUUGUAAAGAGUUUCCACGUGGAAUGCAUCAUCUUCCGAUGUCUGUGAUCUACUUUGCAUGUGAUCCAGUCAUCAAGGCUAUCGGAAAUGUUCGCCGGAAUCAUCUGGGAUUUCUCCGUCUUCGAGAUAAGAAGUCGGCGGUGACUGUUAGAUUGUUUGAGGAUGAACAUGGUGGAGAGAGAUUCGUGAUGAAGGAUGAACUUGACGACACAUUGUAUACAAUUGGGGAAGAGGAGAUUCAUGUGAUUUUGACGAUGAGUCAGGAGGAGGUCUAUCAGAAGUUGGGACAUCAGAAUGUCGAGUUCAUUCUCCACCCAAUCCGUCGUGCCAAACACCGAGCUGUCCCUAUCAGAGGCCCCGGUGCCUCCGGUCCCAAUAAUUUCUUCAUUCUCGCCAUCGACGCCUUCUUCGAACUCUCCAAAAGUGUGAUCACUGGAUGCAAGUUCUUCCAAAAUCAUGAUUUUCAAAGAUUCGCAAUGAUUAUGGAGGAAGUCGAUUCGAUUCUCAAACCGCAUUGUGAAAAACCAUAUUUCAUCAUCAUCCAAGCGAUUGAUGUGAUUAAGAAAACGUUGUUCAUUUGCGACUUCUUUUUCAAGAAAAACGUUGCAUUGAAAGAGAUUCGUAAUGCGAAAUCUGAUGGAUUCAGUCUUCAAAAUCUGAAAAACGAGCUGAAACACCUUGGGCUCACUGAGACUUUUCCGGAGAUUCAGGAGCAUGCAGAAGCGGUUUAUGAAGGAAUCGAUAAUGUCAAAAAGGAGAAAUUCCUAAGAACUUGUGACUUAUUCGAUGCAGUGGAGAGUUGUCAAAUGAUUUGUAUUCUCAAUCGACUUCCGAAUCUCAAAAAGUUCGUUCACAAUCAGAAAGGAUGCGGGAGAAUUGCGGGAUUGAAGUGUGAGAAGUGUGAGAAGACGUCAGAGAUUCAGAAUUCUAUGAAGAAUCUGAAAAUCGAGAGUUCGGGUUGCCACAUCUGCUCCACGCAAAUAAAGACAUCUGAUGUUGUCACGAGAUGUCCGCUGUGCAAGACAAGAUUCCAUUCGAAUUGCGCACUCAAAUGGAUCAAAGACCAGAAACACUGCCCAGCAUGCAAAGGAGAUUUCCCAGGAAUUUAA
Messenger RNA from Caenorhabditis remanei, 1803 nucleotides. RefSeq lists its product as uncharacterized. The transcript has 7 exons. Gene Ontology annotation, biological process: innate immune response. Gene Ontology annotation, cellular component: membrane raft. The record is from RefSeq and is a predicted model, not a curated record. The coding region runs from base 1 to 1803 and encodes 600 amino acids. Lineage: Eukaryota; Metazoa; Nematoda; Chromadorea; Rhabditida; Rhabditidae.